AUGAGUAACGCCAACAACGCGGCUAGCAUAGCUGCUUUAGCGGCGUUCAACGCAGGGAAGAAGAAAGAUGCUGUGGUGAAUGCAGCAGCAACGCCAAGAUCGACUACACCUCAGAGUCAAAAUAAACCUCAAACACAUCUUCUGCAACCGCCGCCACAGCCCAGAAGAAGUGACACAACAAAAACGGCACCCAAAAAAUCAGGAAACACACACACGGAAGUGCCAUCACAAGUAUCACUUCAGCCUGCAUAUAUACCAGAUAAUCAACGACCCCGAAGCCGUGAUGGUUCUGAUUUUGAGGACAGAGCUAGUGUUGAUAGCAAUGCUUUAGAUUACUUUGCUCAAACACCUCGCCAAGUUUCACGACGACACUCAUCUAGGCUGUCCCACUAUCUGCCAAUGUUACUGCCACAAUCUCCGAGAGAUAUGAUCAGCAACGUAAAGAAUUCAAUUGACUCGAAAGCUAUCAACAACGAUGCCAACGCUAAGCGAUUGUCACUUGAUUAUUCACCGCACGAAAUGUUGAAAAAUCUCAAGGAUUCGCUACACAGAAAAUCACAAGCACAGAAUAUCCCCAAGACAAUGGAUGCCAGAGGUCAAACUAUACUUGAUGGAGUUAGGGAACGUAUUGAUGAUAAUAUGAAAGAAACAUCGCAUAAUUUGGCCAAUCUUAGUCUAAAACAGUAUGAGUGGCUGAAGGCUAACUCAGACGCUGAAUGUGGGGAUAAUCGAGAUCUGAAUGAUUUACAGUCCUCAUUUGAAACAUGUCCAACUGAUGUGGAUCCGAGAAGGAAGUCGAGUCGUCAACUGACACCUACUAAUGGACGCGAAGUGAGAAUUGACGUGACUGAUCAUGAUGCAGAAGUUCAGAAUGGGCAAAACGACAUCAACGAUGCAACUAUCAAAGUACCCGUCACUGUGCCAGAGCCCGACUACUUAUCUGAGGCUGGUCUGCUGCUGCCAGUGGCGAAUAAAGGUGCAAGAAGGAAACCACCGCCUCCAUCUGACGAAGAGCUGGACACGAUAGCUCGGCACACAACUUCAGAUACAGACAAUAACGACGAUUUGUAUUUUAACCUGAGUGAUGGGUUUUCCGGUGAUGAGCUAAGGAAACAGAUGCAACUAAAUGGGGUGUCGCUGGAGACUUUUUCUAGUGGAGAAGUAGUGCUACCACAAGAUGACAUGGUAUCAUUCACCGAUAAUGAUGAAUCAAGUCAACCACAGGCGAUCAAAGUGAAGGACACCAAGUUUCCUCAGUUCCCUGAUGUGAGGAAGCAUCAUCAGCAUUUGUUCGGUAUGAGGCGCCACAGAUUGAAAGAGGGUGACAAGUAUCAUCGAUAUGACUCAGGCGCCAAUUCUGAUGAUGAAUUGCUGGAGUCACCCAGCCACCAACUCAAGCCAGCAGCGCCAUUGCCACAACAACAACUAAAGGCGCAAGUGCACACCAGCACGUCUAAGAGUAAUCUGCAGCCAGUACAAUUCAAAACAACCAUGCGGAAGACGAAUAAACGUAAGGACCGGAAAACUAAAUUUGAUGAAUUAAAACCUUGGAAAACCCACGAUGAAUUGAAUUUCCCCACUGAUGUUGAACGUAAACGAUAUGAAGGUGUUUGGGUAAGUAAUAAGGGGCUCUAUAUGAAUUCGGUGGUGACUAAAUUGACUGGUGUUGAUAAUGAUGGAACCGAUGGGGGAAAAUCCACUACCGAGCAUGAUGAUUCAAUGAAGGCGGCUUUGAUAUCAACCAAUGUUAUCCAACCCGAUGUUAAAAUUGAAGUUAGUGACAAAACAGACCUCAAGAAGCGAUCACAUGAAGAAGAUGAUGAUAAUGGUCAUGAUGAUGACAAUAACGAAGAAACACCAGUAUCCAAAGCUGAAGAAGCGGCGAACAAAUUGCACAGUUUAAAAAAAGCUGACAGAAACCAGUUGAUACUCGGCGCAGUGGUGAAACGAAUCUGGAAUCGAAGUCGAUUACCCGGUGACAUCUUGGAACAAAUUUGGAACUUGGUUGAUUUUCGUCGCGAUGGAACAUUGAACAAAAAUGAGUUUCUUGUAGGUAUGUGGCUUGUUGAUCAGUGUUUGUAUGGGCGUAAAUUACCGAAAAAGAUUGAGCCUAUUGUCUGGGACAGUCUAGGUGGAAUUGGAGUGAACGUGAAUUUGAGUCUGAAUUCAAGAAGAUGGAAGUAG
Messenger RNA from Lodderomyces parapsilosis, 2184 nucleotides. It is a transcript of the gene IRS4, whose product is annotated as Irs4p. The transcript has a single exon. Gene Ontology annotation, biological process: actin cortical patch assembly; endosomal transport; endocytosis. Gene Ontology annotation, molecular function: protein binding. Gene Ontology annotation, cellular component: plasma membrane; nucleus; mating projection tip. NCBI's taxonomy places the organism in Eukaryota, Fungi, Ascomycota, Pichiomycetes, Serinales, Debaryomycetaceae. The coding region runs from base 1 to 2184 and encodes 727 amino acids. The record is from RefSeq and is a predicted model, not a curated record.